Penicillium pulvis is the source of this 792-nucleotide messenger RNA. RefSeq lists its product as uncharacterized. The record is from RefSeq and is a predicted model, not a curated record. Lineage: Eukaryota; Fungi; Ascomycota; Eurotiomycetes; Eurotiales; Aspergillaceae. The transcript has a single exon. The coding region runs from base 1 to 792 and encodes 263 amino acids.
AUGAUCGACCAACCUCUCGAUAAGGCAAGCCGGAGCCUCAUUUUCACGAAUGAGACCAACCCACUUCGAUUAGCUAACGAGUACGGAUACGGCCCGGCGCAGGCAGAAGGGUUCAAAUGGCAAAAGUGGCUGGAUGGCCCGAUCGAUAGCUCGUGCCCGGUCCUUCCUAUCCGCCUAUCAAUUCGAAUGCUAUCCCUCAACUACGGUUGGUGCAUUUUUGACGGAGACUAUCCCCCAGACGCCCAAACAGCUUCUCGCCACUACCCUCCCGGAAACCUCGGAUUCGCACUUAAGUGGCACGAUUUGCCGACUGGACGUAAGUACACCAGAGUAAUUCUCGGCCAACAACGUCACUCCUCGGGUGGCACAACGGAAAAUGAGUACCUAUUACAAACAGGACCAGGGGCGAUCUUCGCUCUAGAAAGUAAACGCACCGAUGGACCUUAUUGGUCUGACAUCGCCCUUGCUACAUACCGUUUUUACGAGACUGAGGACCUCCGAUUUGUAUUUCGGGUAAAUGUGAUUAAUCCGCUCACCACAGCCAUUGUUGGCGAGGUCUACUUUUGGAACAGCCGUCGGUGGCCCGAUCGGCGUCACUCGUAUUGGAUGCAUGGUACACCGGAGUACCAGGCGAUUUUGUCCACGCCCAACGCUAAGGGAGUCGCAGCUCUUGUUCUGGGGGGAUACGAGCGAGGGACUCGAUGGAUACCUGCCAUCGUGACCUGGGCUGACACGACUCACGCCCGGGCGUAUCUCCAGAUGCUUUUUGUGAUUUGUGCUCGAAUUGAAUGA